Toxotes jaculatrix (banded archerfish) is the source of this 1909-nucleotide messenger RNA. RefSeq names its product 5-hydroxytryptamine receptor 1D. The transcript has 4 exons. Gene Ontology annotation, biological process: G protein-coupled receptor signaling pathway. The coding region runs from base 125 to 1747 and encodes 540 amino acids. The record is from RefSeq and is a predicted model, not a curated record. Gene Ontology annotation, molecular function: G protein-coupled receptor activity. Gene Ontology annotation, cellular component: membrane. Lineage: Eukaryota; Metazoa; Chordata; Actinopteri; Toxotidae.
GUACAUAUGUUUUGACUGAUUGUGGUUGGAGGCUGCAUCAACAGAGUGAGCAACGAAAGGGUUAAAAAAUAAGGUCACCGUUUUACGCGGCUCAUCAUGUGAGGACAGCGGAUUUGAGGGGGACAUGGAAGACCUGGGCGGCUCCUGGUCGGAGCUCGGGUCGCCUUUGCAGGCAGCAGAAGCGGCCAACGCGAGCUGGACUCGGGGAGCGGGACUCGUGCUGUCCGGGCGGACACGGCUGUUCCUGGAGAUCCUCAUGGUGCUGAUGUGUGUGGGAGCUGUGACAGGUAAUAUUCUAGUCAUUGUUAUUGUGGCUGCAAACAAGACUUUCCACUCUGUGACGUCAGUGCUGAUCAUGAACCUGGCCAUCAGUGACCUCCUGGUGGGCGUCGGAGUCAUGCCUUUUGUUGCUCUAUCCAUCAUGAACCGUGGAUGGGUGGACUGCACUGACCUCUGUUCGUACGUGGGUUACACCUCCUCUGUGUAUUGCACAGCUUCUGUACUGACACUAGCUGCUAUUGCUCUUGACCGCUACCACUCCAUCAUGGAUUGCCUGCGUUAUAGCUCUCGCUGCACCCUGUGGAGGACCUGUGCUGUGGUCCUCUGGAUCUGGUUGCAGGCUCUGGCCACCAGUUGCCCUCCCCUGCUGGGUUGGAGCUCCAUCAGUUUUGUGGAUCCCAUGUACAGCUGUGCAGUCAACUGGGCCAGCAGCCCUAGCUACACAGCUUUCAUGGCUGCCCUCUCCUACCUCAUACCUGCAGUGGUCAUCCUCUUCUGCUACGUGAACAUUGUCAAGGUGGCACGCAGCCACGCCAGGAGGAUUCAUACAUUGGAGGACUCUGUCCAGCGAAGCAGGAAUCCAAAUUCUGCCUUCGCUCCUGGUGAUUCACCUCACCAGCACUGUGGGAGUCUCCACAGCCCCUCCAGACUGAUCUAUCACUUAAGUGGACAGUUUGUGUCUGAGGUCUGUAGAGAAGAAGGAAAUGAUAUCGGACAUGCUCUUCCUAAUUCUGCUCCAGAGCAGAGUAACCCUACGCCCAGACGUUUGUUCUCCUCCCAGCCACCCUUGCAGAACUCCCAGCAGCACCAUAACCACCACGGAGUGGUGCGUCUCUUCCUGGUCAUAUCAGCUUUCUUCUUCUGCUGGACACCUUACAUAGGCGUGGCUCUUGUCCAGGCCACAGAAACUGCGAUUUCAGGCCAAACCAGCCUCGUCCCAUCCUUUGCUGUUACCUUUUCGUACUGGUUGGUGUUGCUGAACUCUGACAUCAACCCUCUUCUGUACGCUCUGCUUAGCAAGCGUUUCCAGGGUGCUCUUCAGGGACUGAGGCAAAAAAUUAGAGCGCGCCUGGGGAGUGUGGUGGGCAGAGGAGGAGAGGCCAGGGCCGAAGGAGAUGAUGGCAAGACCAGCGACCCCUGCACUCUGAACACCACCAAUCCUGGUCCACCUUCCAGCUCUGAGAGUUCAGCCUGUGAUGACUCCAAGUAUUCUGCAUCAAUUUUUACUGUCAGCGCUGACUUCAAGCAUCAUUCUGAGGCGCAUCUAUGCAAAGUGUGUCACCCUGAAAGUGUCUCCUCGUCUUCAGUGUGGCCAGAUGCAGGUGGUGACAGGAGGGUGGACUGCUUGCAGGUUCCCUCUCGGCCACAGGAGGGCAGCAGAUUGCCUUUCUCUGCUCUGACCAAGGAGCGACAGGCUACUUUUUUCUACGGACAGAUAACAGUCAGAGUGGAGCAUGAUGUUUGUUAAUUGUUCUUCUGCAGCAUUUCAUUAUCAUUUUCAUUAUUGGUUAACCUAUUAUUUUAUUAAUUAACUGAUGGUCCAUUAAAUGACAGGAAAUAGUCCAAAAAAAUGUCCAUCAGAAUACCCCAAAGCCCAAAUUAAAUAAAACAGCAGAUGUCCACAUUUGAG